Messenger RNA from Acanthoscelides obtectus, 516 nucleotides. The record is from the annotation of a GenBank genome assembly. NCBI's taxonomy places the organism in Eukaryota, Metazoa, Arthropoda, Insecta, Coleoptera, Chrysomelidae.
AUGAGUCCAUCUAUUCUUUGUGACACAGAAUUUCAACCAGAAGUAGUUCAGGAGGAAGCUGCUGUAAGCCCAGCUCCAAUUCCAACCAUAUUAUGUGCAACACCAACACGAGCUGCUAUUCGGGAGGAACAUAUCGUCAGAUCUACCGCAACUCCGUCAAAAACAUAUUUUAAUGAGACCGAUACUAAUGACGAUGAAACAGUAACUGACUUUGUUGAUAUUCUAAAAAUUGUGAGCCCACUGCCACAACAACUCAUAACUAAUAAAGAAACGAGAUUGAAGAACAAACAACAUUCUGAAAUUAUAACAAGCACUCCAAUGAAGGCAAUAUUUGAAGAAAAGAAGAGGAAAAGGACUGAAAAAGAGAAAAAUACUAAAAAAAUAAAAAGACUAAUAAAGAAAAUUGCACCGAAGGUAAAUGUAACAAACGGAAACUUACCAAAGAUAGAGAGGUUAAAAGCAAGAAGACCACAACCAGAAAGAAAGUGGCCAAAAAGGCAAAAAAAAUUUGUUUAA